AUGGAAGGGCUUCGGAUUGGUGGUGGCAUUGGAGGUCGUAGAGUGGGUGAAACGGCGACGGAAGGUUCUGCCAUGGUUGGCCUAACAAGAGCAUGGUUGCCAUUAUUGUUGGGUUUGGAUAACCCUAAGUCUAAGGAAAAUGCUAAUAAGGAAUCUGAGGAUGACAAACCAUCUAAUGCCAAGAACGGGGAUGUUGUGAUGAAAUCUAUGUUUCAAGAGAUGAUUCCCCACAUUGAACGGAAAUUCCUCGGUUUUCCAGAUGAAAUUUUAUCGGUAUUUAAUGCCGAGGCAUCUCCUAAGCCUGAUGAUGCCGACCCUCAUGUUGUUGAGCCAAACCCAGAUCUUGCCCACCAUUCCCCUACUCCGGAGUCUCCUGUGGCACCGAGUGUUAAGCUUUUGAUUCAGAACCAGGAUGAAAUGAUUAAAAGUGGAAGGCUCUCUGAACCCUACAAGGGAAUUGGUGAUUGUUUCAAGCGAACGAUUCAAGAAGAAGGAUUUGGGUCUUUGUGGAGGGGAAACACUGCAAAUGUUAUUCGUUAUUUCCCCACUCAGGCUUUGAACUUUGCUUUCAAGGAUUACUUCAAGAGGCUGUUCAACUUCAAGAAAGACAGAGAUGGUUAUUGGAAAUGGUUUGCUGGGAACUUGGCAUCAGGUGGUGCUGCUGGUGCUUCUUCCCUUCUGUUUGUCUACUCAUUGGACUAUGCUCGAACCCGUCUUGCCAAUGAUGCAAAGGCUGCAAAGAAGGGAGGGGAGAGGCAAUUCAAUGGCCUUGUUGAUGUCUACAGGAAGACCUUAAAAUCUGAUGGUAUUGCUGGGCUUUACCGUGGGUUCAAUAUUUCAUGUGUUGGAAUCAUUGUUUACCGUGGUCUGUACUUUGGAAUGUACGACUCUCUGAAGCCGGUGCUUUUGACUGGAAGUUUGCAGGAUAGUUUCUUUGCUAGCUUUGCCCUUGGUUGGCUCAUCACUAACGGUGCUGGCCUUGCAUCCUACCCGAUUGACACUGUCCGUAGAAGAAUGUUGAUGACCUCGGGUGAAGCAGUCAAGUACAAGAGCUCACUUGAUGCAUUCUCUCAGAUUUUGAAAAACGAGGGUGCCAAGUCACUAUUUAAGGGUGCUGGAGCUAACAUCCUUCGUGCCAUUGCCGGUGCUGGUGUGCUCGCUGGAUAUGACAAGUUGCAGCUCAUUGUGUUCGGAAAGAAGUAUGGAUCGGGUGGUGCUUAAUCUUAUGGGUAUAUUUAUCUCUGUCCCGUUUAGAUUUAGAUGGUGAUGAAAAACCAGAAAUAGAUUCUGGAUAGUCAAUUAAAUAAUUCAGAUUCAGUGGGGGGUUACCCC
Messenger RNA from Hibiscus syriacus, 1332 nucleotides. RefSeq names its product ADP,ATP carrier protein 1, mitochondrial-like. The transcript is spliced from 6 exons. Bases 1 to 1221 code for a protein of 406 amino acids. Gene Ontology annotation, molecular function: ATP:ADP antiporter activity. Gene Ontology annotation, cellular component: mitochondrial inner membrane. Gene Ontology annotation, biological process: mitochondrial ATP transmembrane transport; mitochondrial ADP transmembrane transport. Lineage: Eukaryota; Viridiplantae; Streptophyta; Magnoliopsida; Malvales; Malvaceae. The record is from RefSeq and is a predicted model, not a curated record.